AUGUCGACCAGACGCUCGACCCGGUCUCGCCUGGCUGCAUCGCACUCCUUCCAGGGCCAGGCCGGCAUUCAGCGCUUCACGCGGUCAACCAAGCCCGGUGCUUCUCCUUCGUCGUUGCUCCUUCUCGAUGGGAAGAAUGUCACUUUCCAAAAGACAACUGGGCUGCUGCCCGUGUCAGCGACGACGCCGUGCCUGCUGACUGCGUCUCCUUCCAAGAAGCGGAAACUCAACGAACUUGAUCCGGAGCAGGAGCAAGAGGAAGAUGAGCCUGCUGUGCAGGAAAUAGAAAAAGAGUCUGCAGUCCAGGAUACGCCGUCCAAGACUAUCAAGUUUAGUUCUCUUUCCGUGUCGACUCCCCCUCCUCCCAAACGAAGCACCAGCAUAUCCCGAACCACCUCUCGCAAACGUCGUUCAGUUCAUGUCGACUCGACUUUUACAAUUCCAGAACAACAACAACAACAACAACAACAACAACAACAGCCCACAUCACAAUGCAAAAACAUCCGCGAAGCGGACGAAGAAGAAAUAUUCCCCGCCGCGCUCGAUCAGCUCGUCAACUUUCAUUCUGCGUUUUUGAAAACUAUUAGCCUCCACUACACGCACAAGGGCUCAACUGCGCCCGCCGAUCUAAAAGAGCUUCUACCCAGGAUAGAAAAACUGUGGAAGAAACGAAAAGUCGUCGCCAAGGAUGUGCAACGCAUUGUGCACGUAUGGGAUGACGAAGAAACUCAACAACUGCGCUUCCGCAUUUCCAAUUACGGGCUUGGAAAAGUCUGUCUCGAGCGCGUGUCGGGCACUGCUGGCCCUGUUAAUGAGAAUGAGCUGCAUACGCGAUUCGUAAAGCUUCUUGGUGAUAAAUGGAGGCAGCGACGAGGAUCAAAAGAUGGUGAAAACGAUGAUGGAUCGGCCUUUGUGGAAGCGAUGGGACUCGCCACGAUUCACGAGUGUCUCACCCCAUUCACCGCACUACGAAAAGGACAGCAGCGACUACAAGACCUCAAAGGAGGCGUUAUCAAAGUCAAGACCGCGAUGCUGAAAGCCAGCAGCAACAUAAGCGAAAGCCAAGUCAAGACCGCCCGUGACCCGACCGUUGACCGCCGCAAAGGUUUGCUCGAACGUAUCAAGGGCAAGGAACUGUUACAGUCCAAACUCGGACCACCCCCAACAAAGGAACAGAUGCUUCGCCGAGCUGCUGCCCAGCGAGCAGAGGAUGUCGCCAGAGUGCUUGCUCUGCUGCGGCCACCGCGCUUGAUGGCCAAAAACGGAAAUUCGGCUGUGCAGAAGAAGCCCUUCAAGUGGGAAGCCUUGAUUCAGACUGUUCAAGACUCGCUGCGCAGUCCUAUUGCUGCCGAAGAAGUGGCUGCCUGCUUGGACAUUCUCGGGCAGAAAGAAGUUGCGGCUGACUGGAUCGAUAUUGUCACAAUCGAGCAUCUCACCAUUCAACAUCACUACCACCAAACCGUCAACAUGUCUUCGCGACCAGAGUUAAAGGUCGACGACGAAGUCGGCUUCAUUCGCUUCUUCCGCUCCCUCCCUACCAAGGACGUCGCCGGCACCGAAGCAGCAAACCCAGCAACCGUACGCGUAUUCGACCGCGGCGACUUUUACACAGCCCACGGCAGCGAUGCCGAAUUUAUUGCGCGCACAGUUUACAAAACUACCUCGGUGUUGCGGACCCUUGGCCGUAGCGACUCUGGUGGUCUGCCGUCUGUCACGCUCAGCGUGACAGUGUUUCGGAAUUUCCUUCGCGAGGCUCUGUUUCGUCUGAAUAAGCGUGUGGAGAUUUGGGUGUCUGCAGAUUCUGGAAGGGGUCAGUGGAAACGUGGGAAACAGGCUAGUCCGGGGAAUUUGCAGGAUGUUGAGGAAGAGCUUGGCGGUGGUACUGCCGGCACGGCUAUGGACUCGGCGCCUAUUAUUCUCGCGGUCAAGGUUACAGCGAAAUCCGCCGAGGCGAAGAAUGUUGGGGUGUGUUUUGCGGAUGCCAGUGUUAGAGAGCUUGGUGUCAGCGAGUUCCUUGACAACGAUGUUUACUCGAAUUUCGAGUCGCUUGUCAUUCAGCUCGGAGUCAAGGAGUGUGUUGUUCAGCUGGAUAGCUCCAAAAAGGAUGCAGAACUGGCAAAACUAAAAGCCAUUGCUGAUACCUGUGGAAUCGCCAUCACGGAGCGUCCCGUUGCUGAUUUUGGCACCAGAGAUAUCGAACAGGACCUGGUCAGACUACUGCGUGAGGAGCGCUCCGCGGCCACCCUCCCUCAAACCGAACUCAAGCUGGCCAUGGGUGCAGCUGCAUCGCUCAUCAAAUACUUGGGCGUCAUGUCGGACUCGACCAAUUUUGGCCAGUAUCAGCUCUACCAGCACGACCUGUCUCAGUAUAUGAAGCUCGACGCUUCUGCUCUGCGCGCCCUCAACCUCAUGCCGGGUCCACGCGACGGAGCGAAGAAUAUGAGUCUGUAUGGUCUGCUGAAUCACUGCAAGACUCCCGUGGGCAGUCGGCUGCUCGCCCAGUGGCUCAAGCAGCCGCUCAUGGAUCUUGCCGAGAUUGAAAAGAGACAACAACUUGUCGAAGCAUUUGUCAACGACACCGAGCUUCGCCAAACUAUGCAGGAAGAGCAUAUGCGGGCCAUCCCCGAUUUAUACAGACUGGCAAAGCGGUUCCAGCGGAACCAGGCCAAUUUGGAAGAUGUUGUCCGAGUUUACCAGGUUGCCAUCCGCCUCCCAGGCUUCAUUCGAAGCUUUGAGAAUGUCAUGGACGAGCAAUACCAGACCCCAUUAGACGCACAGUAUACAUCAAAGCUUCGCGGGUUUUCCGACAGUCUCUCGAAACUGGAGGAAAUGGUUGAAACGACAGUUGACCUUGACGCGCUCGACAACCACGAGUUCAUCAUCAAGCCCGAAUUUGACGAGAGUCUGCGUGUCAUUCGGAAAAAGCUGGACAAGCUUAGGUAUGACAUGGACGUGGAACAUCGACGCGUGGCUCGCGAUUUGAACCAGGAUAUGGAAAAGAAGCUGUUCCUUGAAAACCAUCGGGUUCACGGGUGGUGCUUUCGAUUAACGCGCAAUGAGGCAGGCUGCAUUCGCAACAAACGCGAGUACCAGGAAUGCUCGACGCAAAAGAACGGGGUUUAUUUCACGACGAAGACAAUGCAAGAACUCAGGAGGGAGCAUGAUCAACUUUCCACUAAUUAUAACCGAACUCAGUCGGGUCUUGUUCAAGAGGUUGUCAAUGUGGCCGCUUCCUACUGUCCGAUCCUGGAGCAGCUUGCCGGUACACUGGCGCACUUGGAUGUGAUUGUCAGCUUUGCACAUGUCUCGGUCCAUGCACCAACAGCGUAUACUCGUCCUCAGAUGCAUCCUCGCGGAACAGGCAAUACGGUACUAAAAGAGGCGCGACAUCCAUGCAUGGAAAUGCAAGACGACAUUUCCUUCAUCACCAACGAUGUCUCCCUCGUGCGCGACGAGUCUUCUUUCCUCAUCAUCACCGGGCCCAACAUGGGCGGUAAAUCCACAUAUAUUCGACAAAUCGGAGUCAUCGCCCUCAUGGCCCAGAUCGGCUGUUUUGUGCCCUGCACAGAGGCUGAGCUGACCAUUUUCGACUGCAUCCUAGCUCGUGUCGGGGCCAGCGAUUCCCAGCUCAAGGGCGUCUCUACUUUUAUGGCGGAGAUGCUGGAGACGUCGAAUAUUUUGAAAUCAGCUACGUCCGAGUCCCUGAUUAUCAUCGACGAGCUUGGUCGUGGAACCAGCACCUAUGACGGGUUUGGUCUUGCCUGGGCUAUCUCCGAGCACAUCAUCACGGAGAUUGGAUGCUUUGGACUGUUUGCCACGCAUUUCCAUGAGCUCACGGCUCUAGCUGAUCGGUAUCCCAAAUCAGUGCAGAACUUGCAUGUAGUGGCAUUCAUUGGCGACGAUAAAGAACAGCAAGAAGGCAAGAAGAAACGCGAAGUCACGCUUCUGUAUCGUGUCGAACCGGGUGUCUGUGACCAGUCCUUUGGCAUUCAUGUUGCAGAACUAGUCCGGUUUCCCGAGAAAGUUGUCAACAUGGCCAGGCAAAAGGCAGAAGAACUCGAAGACUUUACGUCGGCGACUGCAGAGCCUCAGCAGCAGCAGCAAAACCAGAAUUCUGCAGCCCUCGAUGCGUACUCGCAAGAGGAAGUUGAAGAGGGCAGCGCUCUGCUCAAGUCGAUGCUACUCAAAUGGAAAGCAGAAAUCGAGGGGCCGGGCAAGGAGAGCAUGACUGCAGAGGAGAAGCGUAAAGUGAUGCGAGACUUGGUUGCGGCAGAUGCAGGGUUGCAGACAAACAAGGUGUUUCAGGGUAUUAAAACGCUGUAA
This is a messenger RNA of Talaromyces rugulosus, 4323 nucleotides long. RefSeq lists its product as uncharacterized. The transcript has 3 exons. Gene Ontology annotation, cellular component: MutSalpha complex; nucleus. The record is from RefSeq and is a predicted model, not a curated record. NCBI's taxonomy places the organism in Eukaryota, Fungi, Ascomycota, Eurotiomycetes, Eurotiales, Trichocomaceae. Gene Ontology annotation, molecular function: ATP binding; ATP-dependent DNA damage sensor activity; mismatched DNA binding. Bases 1 to 4323 code for a protein of 1440 amino acids. Gene Ontology annotation, biological process: mitotic recombination; mismatch repair.